AUGAUUCUGUGAGGAAUUGUGUCUGCAGAGAUGCUUAGCUUCGAAUAAAGAGCCACAUUCGGAGUCAUUUAAACACUACUUACAUGUUGCCUACCGCCUUUUUUGUUGCAAUGGAAGUGUUGAAUCAACUCCUCAUUAAGGCCAGAAUUUGCACACAAUAAAACUGUGUCGCAUUGCACUGUUUUGCAUUUUGUUGGUAAUUUAUCCACGUGAUAAUUAAACCAAAAUAACCGGUGUCUCCCUAAAUAGAUCUUGGAUUUGACGCUCAACAGUUGACGAAAUCAUACUGAAUAUGGCUGCAUAUUCCAAGGAAGCGAGUAUUCUAACAAAGUUCAGUCAGUUUAUCUGUUGCCAACCGUCGUCUUGCUUAUGUUGCCCAUGUGAUUGUUUCUCGCCGCUUGAUGACGCGUUUGCCGACUCCAGUGACAGUGACAAUUUCCCAAUAUGCGCCGAACAGCCUUACCGCACAAUCAGAUACCCUUCGGCCAGCUCUCGGCGUUCCUCGAAUGCCGAUUCUCGACGGUCAUCUUCCGAUCGCCGAAGCAGUAUCCCCAUACCGGUAAUUGAUAUGAAACCCAUUGAAUUUUGGUCACCGACGACGAACUCUGAAAUUGUCCAGCCAAGGACGCCUACAAGGCGCUUCGGGGCGGAAUUUCACCAGCUUUCUGAUGCCCAGAUCGAACCAAAACUUUACGGGGUUCCUGAAGACGAAGACAGUCCAGAGAGUCAGCACCUCGGCAAGAUUCAUUUUGGGGUUCGAUACGAUUUUACAAAUGAACAGUUAUUGGUCAGGGUUGUAAAAGCACGUGACCUGCCACCACCGGUUGCUUAUGACCCGGAUAAAAUUGAUCUAGCACAUUCAAAUCCAUACGUCAAGGUGUCUCUUUUACCUGAUCAAAUAAAUUCCAGACAGACAGCCGUUAAACCAAAGACUCAGGCUCCGGAUUUUGACGAAAGUUUUCGUUUUGAUCUUGCGUAUAGAGAAGCACAACGACGACUACUACGCCUAUCUGUGCAGGACUUCGAUAAAUAUUCAAGACAUUGCGUUAUUGGUCAAUAUACAUUGCCUUUGGACGGCAUAAAUCUGAUGAAAGGCGCGUAUAUUUGGAAGGCACUCCAGCCAAGCGCACAGAAUAAUCCUGGACGAGGCGAUAUUUUGAUAUCCCUCAACUACCUACCAUUUGCAGAGCGUCUCCAACUGGAUGUUAUCAAGAUAAAACAACUACUGCAAAGGGACAUAAACGGGGGUUCAGAUCCUUUUGUUAAAAUUCAACUUCUGCUGUCGGAUAAAGUAAUUAAAACUAAGAAAUCAUCAACGAAAAAAAACACAAUCGACCCUGUAUUUAAUGAGAGUUUCUACUUCAAUGUCUCUCCUACAUCUCUUGAUAAGGUAGUCAUUAUCAUAUCUGUAUGGGACUAUAAUUGUAAAAGCAGAGACGGUGUGACAGGUCAGAUAAACUUAGGCAAAUAUUCUUCAGGUCUGUCUGAAAGCACACAUUGGCGUCGGAUGUUUGAGUCUCAACGAUGUCCUGUUGCCCAAUGGCACGCCCUCAAGGCACCAGACGAAUGCUUACCUCUGAUGCAGUCUUCAUCGACGUCAUGACGAAUGAGCAACCUCCUUAUCGAAUUUGAUUAAUCCCUGGAGAAGAUAAACUGAUUUUACAACUGCCAAUUAAGUAUCAUGUAUUGAUGUAUACAGAAGGCGGCGAGGACAUUGCAAAAUAUAAACUAUUAUUGUAUACAACGGAUGUUUAUAAGUGCAAUGGAAAAGACUAUUUCAUGAAAACAUUUAAAUAUUGGAUAUUCUAUUCAACGAGGAGUAUAACAUCAGGCUAAAACAUGGACCUAAAAGUAAACGAAGAAUAGAAUUUCCAGAAUCGACCAAAAUCGCCGUCAAAUUGUUUCUCUAGCAAUACUUCCUCUUGGAAGCGUGUGGCGCAAACAUGUGGCUCCAAAUUCUCGAUGUAAAUGCCACUUGACUCCCCCACCUCCUUCUCUCUCGCUACCCAAAUUAUAAAUGGGUGACAGCAUAUAUCGGGAAGACAAACAUACUAGUUGUUGCAGCAUGAUACCAUGAUUACACCAGUGGACUGGGUCAAACGCAAGGAUAGAGGAUGGGCACUGCGGCCGGUGAACCCAGAACUCCCUGGGCUUUACCUUUUUACAGAGCAAAUUUUUACCUUAGCAUUUUCUUCAGAUGUUCCUUAGUAUGCAUUAGACCUGUGCACGCUUUUACUGAACUUAACUUGCAAUAAGUCGGUACUUAAACACGUAGAUAUAACGUUACUGUUCUGACAGAUGGUUGACAUAGAGGUGGAGCGUGACUUCAGUUCAUACUAUUAACACGUACUCUUCUUUUCACUUCUUACUUAAGAUGUUAUUUGUUAUUCUAUGUCGCUUACUACAACGUCUACAACAUUAACACAGACCUACUACCAGUGGCGUAUCCAGAGGGUGCGCGGGGUGGAUGCGCACACCCCUCCAAAAAUUGCUCCAAAAAUCAACCUUAUUUUGCGAGUUAGCGCCCCUCAACUGAUCAUCGAGACCUCCCCCCACCCACUUUACCUUCUAGCCCUUCCAUCAGCACACUUUGUAAAAUAAAGGUGCGUCCGAAACACAAAACUUAAAGGCACAUGAUUACAGGACACAUCAAAUUGAAAGAGUAACUAAAAGUUAAACCCAACUCAAAACAAAAAUUACUUCCUUCUUCCCUCGCCCUCCUUCCCAACCCCUCCUCAUUAAACAAACUGUUAAUUUUACCGCUUAUUUUCUGCAACAAUAAAAAUACUAAGUACCCUUCCUCACUCUUCUCUCCAUGACCAAUGCUAACAAUACCCUUCCCAUUUUAAACGUUAUAAAACUUGAACUUUAACUGAUUUUUUUUCUCCACAUGCUAAUAUUCUGCGUUGUUUCCAGUAAUUAUUAGGCUAGUGUGGAUACACACAUUUAGAAGUAACUUUUUGUAUAAAACAUAUCAAACACAUCAGCUAUCGUCGAUCAUCGACGAAUUUUAUGUACGUACGCUAUUUUACACUUGUGUAAUAAUCAUUGAGUCAGUGGAACGAUGAUUAAUAGGCCUAAUUUAUCCGAUGCGUUGAUUGAUGGUAAUACAAUUAUGCAACAGGGCCAUUUUGUAUAGUAAUACAGAAAUUAGCACGAAAGUAAAGUAGAACAUAUGAUGAAGAUGCUCAUAAAUGACGGUGUAUGCGGCGGUUUUCUCGCCUGCAGGCGACAGCAGUAUUAUAUUAUAACAUACAAUAGUCUAUGUUGAAUUGACCCCGGUGAACUUCUAGGAUGCCGACCGCUCUGUAUAAUUAUUCAUAGAGAAAUGUCAUGUUUCAUGUUUACAAUUACCUGUUGAAUAUGCAUGCAUAUUAAAAUGAAUUUAUUAAGAUACGUUCAUGUGUAUGAUUCAUGUUUCGCUCGGAUAUUUAGCUUUUGUUACUGUGUUUCUUUUGUAUAAAUUAUAUAUAU
This is a messenger RNA of Anneissia japonica, 3474 nucleotides long. Its product is annotated as synaptotagmin-17-like. The transcript is spliced from 5 exons. The record is from RefSeq and is a predicted model, not a curated record. Lineage: Eukaryota; Metazoa; Echinodermata; Crinoidea; Comatulida; Comatulidae. Gene Ontology annotation, molecular function: syntaxin binding; clathrin binding; calcium ion binding. Gene Ontology annotation, biological process: cellular response to calcium ion; calcium-ion regulated exocytosis; regulation of calcium ion-dependent exocytosis. The coding region runs from base 293 to 1603 and encodes 436 amino acids.